Phyllotreta striolata is the source of this 237-nucleotide messenger RNA. Lineage: Eukaryota; Metazoa; Arthropoda; Insecta; Coleoptera; Chrysomelidae. The record is from the annotation of a GenBank genome assembly.
AUGUGCGCCUUCCUCCGAUCGACCAGCUUCUCCUUCCCAUCGAAGUUCCCGUACACGGGAAACUUCAUCGAGUUGCUCCUCAGCCGUAUCAAGUGCGAACCGGACCUCGACGACGAAGACGAUGAGUACGAAUCAUCCGAAGAUGAUGAAGACGAAGACGAAGAAUCUCUAUCCGACAUCGAAUCAUAUAUAGAAUUCGACAUUGAGGAAGACGAUGAAGAGGAGGACGGCGAGUAA